UCCUUUUUCUCUCAAAUGAAUAAUCCUAGUUGUCUAUGAUCUCUCGAUAAAAUCUCUAGGCGAGCAGGUCGAUCAUCAGUGAAGCUUCCAAGAAUUCAAGAGUCCGGUUUCAAGAAGUAAAAAGGAGGCGGCGGCGGAGAGAAUGGAGGCGUCGUCGUCGUCGGAGGCGGCGAGAGGUCCAGGGACAGAGUCGCAAGGGCUGACGAGGCGGCCGUCGCGGAACGCGGCGACGACGACGGUCCCGACGGAGGUGUUCUACAACGAGGUGGUGCCGCCGUCGCUUGCUGGGAUCGUCCCCAUCCUCCGCGUCGCUGCCGAGAUCGAGCAAGAACGCCCUCGCGUCGCCUAUCUUUGUCGUUACUAUGCGUUUGAGAAGGCAUACAGGCUCGACCCGAACUCGAGCGGACGUGGAGUUCGGCAGUUCAAGACCAAUCUCCUCACAAGAUUAGAGCGGGAAAAUACGUCAACGCUUGCUAAAAGGGUAAAAAGAACAGAUGCCAGAGAGAUUGAGAGCUUUUAUCAGCAAUACUAUGAACAUUAUGUCAGAGCUCUGGAUAGAGGCGAACAAGGCGAUAGAUCUCAGCUUGGGAAAGCUUACCAGACCGCUGGGGUGCUUUUUGAAGUGCUCUGUGCAGUCAAUAAGAAUGAAAAGGUUGAAGAAGUGGCACCGGAGAUUAUUGCUUCUGCUAAAGAUGUUGAAGAAAAGAAUGAGAUCUAUAUGCCAUAUAACAUUCUUCCCCUUGAUGCUGCUGGUGCUUCACAGCCUAUCAUGCAAUUUGAGGAGAUCAAAGCGGCUGUGUCUGCUCUGAGGAAUACAAGAGGUUUGAGCUGGCCUACUUCAUUUGAGCAGCAAAGGCAGAAACCAGGAGACUUAGAUCUUCUUGAUUGGUUGAGGGCGAUGUUUGGGUUUCAGAGAGAUAACGUCAGGAACCAAAGGGAGAACUUAAUCUUGUUGCUUGCUAAUGUUCAUAUAAGACUGACGCCCAAGCCUGAACUUCUUAACAAACUGGAUGAUAGAGCUGUUGAUGCAGUCAUGAAUAAACUAUUUAAAAACUACAAAACAUGGUGCAGGUUUUUGGGGCAUAAGCACAGUUUAAGGCUCUGUCAAGGUCAACAAGAAGCACAACAGAGAAAGAUCCUCUACAUGGGUCUAUAUCUUCUAAUCUGGGGUGAAGCUGCUAAUGUUCGCUUUAUGCCAGAAUGUCUGUGUUAUAUUUUCCAUAAUAUGGCAUUUGAACUUCAUGGUCUCUUGGCUGGAAAUGUCAGCAUUGUCACAGGCGAAAACGUCAGACCUUCAUAUGGUGGGGAUGAUGAGGCAUUCUUGAAAAAGAUUAUCACCCCAUUGUAUCAUGUGAUCGAUAAGGAAGCCAAGAAAAGCAGAAAUGGAAAAGCCACCCAUUCGGUUUGGUGCAACUAUGAUGAUCUAAAUGAAUACUUCUGGUCAGAUGAUUGCUUUUCUUUGGGUUGGCCCAUGCAAGUUGACGAUUUAUACAGUUAUCCUGCUACAAGUGACAAGCAGAGGGGAGAACGGUUUCAAAAAAAAUCUGAUAAAAGCACUGGUAAAAUCAAUUUUGCUGAGACUAGAACAUUUUGGCACAUCUUUCGAAGUUUUGAUCGUUUAUGGACCUGCCUUAUACUAGCACUUCAGGCUAUGGUUACCAUCGCCUGGAGUGAUUCUUCACCUUUUCAAAAGAAUACCCUACAUUCUAUAUCUAGUGUCUUUAUCACAGCAGCCUUUUUACACCUUCUCCAGUGUGUUUUGGACCUUGUUUUGAACUUUCCAGGCUACUGUAGAUGGAAAUUUACUGAUGCACUGAGAAAUGUUCUCAAGAUACUAGUUAGUCUUGCAUGGACCAUAGCCCUUCCUCUUUUCUAUAUUCAAUCCUGGCCAGAAAUCAGUAUUCCAGUGAAAUAUCUGGAUAAGUGGCUUCCUGAAGUGAAAGGCUUACGACCUUUAUAUGUCAUGGCUGUCAUGCUAUACAUGCUUCCAAAUUUACUAGCAGGAAUUUUGUUUAUAUUUCCAAUGAUUCGAGGAUGGAUAGAAAAGUCGGAUUGGCAUACCGUCAGGUUACUUCUAUGGUGGUCUCAGCCACGAAUUUAUAUUGGACGGGGCAUGCAUGAAAGUCAAUUUGCCCUUUUCAAGUAUACUUUGUUCUGGAUGUUGCUGUUGGGUUCCAAAUUUGCAUUCAGCUAUUAUGUCCAGAUAAAACCUCUCGUCAAGCCAACAAAAGAUAUACUUAAUGUUCAUAAUGUUCAGUAUGCGUGGCAUGAAUUUUUCCCUAAUGCUCAAAAGAACAUUGGAGCUGUUAUCUCACUCUGGGCCCCUGUGAUCUUGGUUUAUUUUAUGGACACUCAAAUAUGGUAUGCAGUAUUCUCUACUUUGUAUGGUGGUGUUUCUGGAGCACUCGGACGACUCGGUGAGAUACGGACACUUGGCAUGCUGAGAUCACGAUUCCACUCUUUACCUGGUGCCUUCAAUGCAUAUUUGGUACCUUCUGAGAAGAUGCGAGACAAGAAAUUUUCGUUUUCAAAGCGCUUUGCAGAGGUUGCACCAAGCAAGAGAACCGAGGCUGCAAAGUUUGCUCAGUUAUGGAAUGAAGUGAUAUGUAGUUUCCGUGAAGAAGACCUUAUUAGUGAUAGGGAACUGGAUCUGUUGCUGGUUCCUUAUAUGUCAGAUCCUAGCCUAGACAUAAUACAGUGGCCACUUUUUUUGCUUGCUGGCAAGAUUUCAAUCGCAUUGGAUAUGGCAGCCCAAUUUCGAUCAAGGGAUUUGGACCUCUGGAGACGUAUCUGUGCUGAUGAGUAUAUGAAAUGUGCUGUGCUUGAGUGUUAUGAAUCUUUAAAACUUGUCCUUGACCUUCUAAUAGUUGGUGAAAAUGAAAAAAGGAUCAUUGGUAUUAUCUUCAAGGAAAUUGAAGCUGACAUUUCACGAAACACAUUCCUUACCAAUUUUAGAAUGGGCCCUUUACCAACACUAUGUAAAAAGUUUGUCGAGCUUGUAGAGAUCUUGAAAGAAGGUCAUGCAUCAAAGCAUCAUAUUGUCAUAAUAUUGCUCCAAGACAUGUUAGAAGUCGUUACGCGUGAUAUGAUGGUGAAUGAGAUUCGUGAGUUGGUUGACCUCGGCCAUGGCAACAAAGAUACAUUCCCUGGAAGACAACUUUUUGCUGGUACAGGCUCAAAACCUGCUGUACUUUUUCCACCAGCAACACCACAAUGGGAAGAACAGAUAAAACGCCUGUACCUUCUCUUGACGGUAAGAGAGUCUGCUGUCAAUGUGCCUACAAACCUUGAGGCUUGCAGAAGAAUCGCAUUCUUCACAAAUUCUUUAUUUAUGGACAUGCCACAUGCACCUCGGGUCCGCAAAAUGCUCUCAUUCAGUGUUAUGACUCCAUACUAUAGUGAGGAGACUGUAUAUUCUAAAAGUGAUCUUGAACUGGAGAAUGAGGAUGGUGUAUCAAUCAUAUUCUACCUGCAAAAAAUCUUUCCAGAUGAAUGGAACAAUUUCAUGGAGAGAAUCGGUUGUAAAAGAGAGAACGAAGUUUGGGGAAAUGAGGAGAAUGUUUUGCAGCUUCGUCAUUGGGCCUCCUUAAGAGGGCAAACACUCUGCAGAACUGUUAGGGGAAUGAUGUACUACCGAAGAGCUUUGAAGCUACAGGCUUUUCUUGACAUGGCUUCUGAAAGAGAGAUUUUAGAAGGAUAUAAAGUGGUUGCUGAUCCAGCUGUGGAAGAAAAGAAGAGUCAGAGGUCUUUAUCUGCUCAGCUUGAAGCUGUUGCAGACAUGAAAUUUACAUAUGUUGCGACAUGCCAAAAUUAUGGCAAUCAAAAACAGUCUGGAGAUCGUCGCGCAACAGACAUUCUGAACUUGAUGGUUAAUUAUCCUUCUUUACGUGUAGCAUAUAUUGAUGAGGUUGAAGAAACACAAGGUGGAAUGGUACAGAAAACCUAUUAUUCAGUACUAGUAAAAGCUGUUGAUAAUCUUGACCAGGAAAUAUAUCGUAUUAAGUUGCCAGGAUCUGCAAAGAUCGGUGAAGGAAAGCCGGAAAAUCAGAACCAUGCUAUUAUCUUCACUCGAGGAGAGGCUCUUCAGACCAUUGAUAUGAACCAGGACAAUUACUUAGAAGAGGCUCUUAAAAUGCGUAACCUUUUGGAAGAAUUCAAUGAAGAUCAUGGAGUGCGUCAACCCACUAUUCUGGGUGUACGAGAGCAUAUUUUUACAGGAAGCGUGUCAUCCUUGGCGUGGUUUAUGUCAAAUCAAGAAACAACGUUUGUGACUAUUGGCCAAAGAGUCCUUGCAAACCCAUUGAAGGUUCGUUUUCAUUAUGGUCAUCCAGAUGUGUUUGAUAGGAUAUUCCACAUUACCAGGGGUGGCAUUAGCAAGGCAUCUCGGGGAAUCAACCUGAGUGAGGACAUUUUUGCUGGUUUUAACUCAAUGCUAAGGCGCGGUAAUGUCACCCAUCAUGAGUACAUUCAAGUUGGGAAAGGUCGUGAUGUAGGGCUUAAUCAAAUCACACUAUUUGAAGCUAAAGUUGCCUGUGGUAACGGGGAACAAGUACUUAGCAGAGAUAUCUAUCGUUUAGGCCAUCGCUUUGACUUUUUUCGUAUGCUGUCUUGUUACUUUACAACCGUGGGAUUUUACUUCAGCUCAUUGAUGGUUGCCAUUAUCUUAUAUGUCUACUUGUAUGGAAAACUUUACCUAUCAUUAAGCGGAUUGGAAGAGGCAUUUUUGAAGCAAGCAAGGAUGAGAGGCAACAAAUCCCUUGAGGCAGCCAUGGCAUCUCAAUCCGUAGUUCAGUUAGGCUUAUUAAUGGCUUUACCGAUGGUAAUGGAGAUUGGACUAGAAAGAGGAUUCAGAACUGCCCUUGUUGAUUUCGUUGUCAUGCAGCUUCAGCUUUGUGCAGUUUUCUUCACAUUCUCUCUUGGAACAAGGGCUCAUUAUUUUGGGAGAACCGUCUUGCAUGGUGGUGCAAAAUAUAGAGCAACUGGGCGAGGAUUUGUAGUUCGGCAUGAAAGGUUUGCAGAGAAUUACAGGAUGUAUUCUAGAAGUCACUUUGUGAAAGGGCUGGAGUUGAUGAUACUGCUGAUAGUUUACCAGUUGUAUGGGACAAUGCCAAAUGGCACAAUUACCUAUACGCUAGUCACAUCAUCAAUGUGGUUCCUUGUGGUAAGUUGGUUGUUUGCACCAUUCAUUUUCAACCCAUCUGGUUUUGAGUGGCAGAAGAUAGUGGAAGACUGGGAUGAUUGGACAAAAUGGAUAGGGAGCAGGGGUGGCGUUGGUGUACCACCAAAUAAAAGCUGGGAGUCCUGGUGGGUUGAAGAACAAGAGCACUUGCAGUACACAGGAUUCUUGGGGCGAUUUUGGGAGAUUAUUCUUUCUAUGCGCUUCUUCCUCUUCCAGUAUGGGAUUGUCUAUCACCUGAAUGUGACCAAUGGCAACAAAAGCAUUCUAGUGUAUGCCCUGUCCUGGUUGGUGAUAGUUGCAGUGAUGAUUAUACUGAAGAUGGAGUCCGUGGGCAGGAAGAAGUUUAGUGCAGACUUCCAACUUCUGUUCCGGUUGCUCAAGCUAUUCCUGUUUGCUGGGUUUAUUGGUGCACUAGUCAUCCUCUUUGCUGUUCUUAAUCUGACAGUGGGUGACAUUUCCACCAGCAUCCUUGCCUUCAUGCCAACAGGAUGGGCAGUGCUUCAGAUAUCACAGGCAUGCAAGCCGAUUAUAAAGACCCUUGGGUUGUGGGGCUCAGUCAAACCAUUUGCUAGGGCAUACGAUUAUGUGAUGGGUCCUGUGAUCUUUGCACCAGUGGCUGUGUUGGCAUGGUUCCCAUUUGUUUCGGAGUUCCAAACAAGGCUGCUUUUCAACCAAGCAUUCAGCAGAGGCUUGCAGAUUUCCCGCAUUUUGGCUGGUGGGAAGAAACAUGACUAAACAGCAACAAGCCUGGGAGGAAAGACGAGAGAGUAGUGCUGGAGGAACGGAGGUGGGUGGGGGGCUUGAGAGAUUUGUCUGCUGUGCAAUGGGCUGUGGUACUCCCUGUGUUUGGGAUACUAACAUGAGUCAUUUGGCGAUGGAGACUGUAUUGUACCGCUAGCAUCUCGAUUCAUCAAUACUCGAUCUAAUCUGCCGGCAAAGCAGCUGACCUGUUUUCCUCGACUCCUAUGAGAGUUAAAAUAAUGCAUUCCUAUAUUCUCAAA
Molecule: messenger RNA, 6180 nt
Organism: Phoenix dactylifera (date palm)
Lineage: Eukaryota; Viridiplantae; Streptophyta; Magnoliopsida; Arecales; Arecaceae
Source: RefSeq, a predicted model, not a curated record